AUGGCUCCGCCGGCCGUAGGGGGGAGAGCUCCGCUUGCGCUGCUCUUCUUACUCCUAUUGCUCUUCCAGUUUGCGGCGGUCCUCGCGUGGAAGAAGGAGGAGUUCCGUAACUGCGAUCAGACCCCAUUCUGCAAGAGGGCUCGGGCGAGGAAGCCCCACUCCUGCAGGCUCGCCGUCUCCGAUGUCGCCCUAGAGGAUGGACGCCUGACUGCGCUCCUCCGCCCCUCGGCCAAUGCGGCGCCUCCACCGCCGCCGCCGCCGCCGCCGCCGCCGCCGCCACCAGCUCCUCUCAUCGAACGGCUUGAGUCGGAGGACGGUGAAGCGGACAGCGACGCCGGGUUUUCCGACGGAGCAGAUCGUUCCACCGAAGAGGAAGAAGAACAUCAGGAGACUAGGCCACUUCUGCUGGAGCUCUCGGUUUACCAGGACGGGAUCCUGCGGCUGAAGAUCGACGAGGUGGACGAUCCGGCAGCCGAUCCUCCUAGGAAGAAGCGCUUCCAGGUUCCCGAUGUCAUCAUUCCCGAUUUCGAGGGCCGGAAGCUCUGGCUGCCGCGGAUCUCUACUUCUCCGGACGGCGUCUCAUCCAUAAUUUAUCUCUCGGGGGAUGUCGAGGCCGUCCUCCGCCACGACCCCUUUGAGCUUUACGUCCGCCGUACAGGAUCGGACGACGAUCGGUUGUUCUCCCUCAACUCUAAUGGUUUGUUUGACUUCGAGCAGCUGAGAACCAAGAAGGAAGAUGAGAAAUGGGAGGAGAGGUUCCGCAGCCACACAGAUACCCGACCUCAUGGACCUCAAUCGAUCAGUUUUGAUGUAUCAUUCUACGAUGCGGAGUUCGUUUAUGGUAUCCCGGAGCACGCUUCAACAUCCCUGGCGCUCCAAUAUACACGAGGCCCCGGCGUGGACCAUUCAGAGCCCUACCGCCUCUUCAACCUUGAUGUAUUUGAGUACCUCCACGAGUCACCCUUUGGUCUUUACGGUUCUAUUCCUUUCAUGCUCUCCCACGGCUCCCGUGGUUCGUCUGGUUUCUUCUGGCUCAAUGCAGCAGAGAUGCAGAUUGACGUGCUUUCGGCUGGCUGGGAUGGAUCGGCGGGUUCUGGUGGUGAGAAGCAGAGGAAGAGGAUCGAUACAUUAUGGAUGAGCGAGGCAGGCAUUGUGGAUGCCUUCUUCUUUGUAGGACCUGGGCCAAAGGACGUAAUACGGCAGUACACCAGUGUCACUGGCACCCCUGCUAUGCCUCAGCAGUUUGCUGUGGCGUACCAUCAGUGCAGGUGGAACUACCGUGACGAGGAGGAUGUUGCGAAUGUGGAUUCGGGGUUCGACGAGCAUGACAUCCCGUAUGAUGUGCUUUGGCUUGAUAUUGAGCACACGAAUGGAAAGAGGUAUUUCACAUGGGACAAGGUGUUGUUUCCAAAUCCAGAGGAAAUGCAGAAUAAGCUCCUUGCUAAGGGAAGGCACAUGGUGACUAUAGUUGAUCCUCAUAUAAAGAGGGAUGAGUCCUUUCAUCUGCAUGAGGAGGCUACCCAGAAGGGAUAUUAUGUGAAGGAUGCUUCUGGGAACGAUUUUGAUGGCUGGUGUUGGCCCGGGUCAUCUUCCUAUCCCGACGUGUUGAACCCAGCGAUUCGAGAAUGGUGGGCAAACAAAUUCUCACUGAAGGAGUAUGUUGGUUCAACUCCCUCACUGUACAUAUGGAACGAUAUGAAUGAACCUUCUGUCUUCAAUGGCCCUGAGGUAACCUCCAUCCACCUUUCCAAUGUAUCUUUCAUUACAUACUUGUAGUUGUGUGCAUGAAAACAAGCUACCAUGCGACGGGGAACUACUGGUCAGGAGAAUUUCUCGUGAUGAAUCUUUUGGACACACUACAAGACUGUUAGUGAUAGAAAUGAAUCUACUGGUAGAAAUUUUCCGUAAGAAUACAUUUAAAAAAUGACGACAGUAAAUGGCAUAUGUUAUUUUCUUUUUGGAGGAAUGUAUAUUUGAUGAUUUUCUUUUUGAAGGUUAUGCAUUUUUAGAUAAUAUAUAAAAAAUUCCAAGCCCUAAGUGCCCGACUAAAUUUCCACAGAUGGCUUGUGGUUUUUAUAACGUUGUAGGUAAGUAGCAACUUCCAACUUAGAUGUAGAACCCAGGUUGAUUCCAUUUUCCAUGAAUGAUAUGGAUGUCCUUUUUUUCAUUUACAAACUUUGUGGUUCGCACCUUCACCAUCGUAAAACUUUAAUAUUGUCUCCGAAUUUUACGCCAUAUUCACUUAAAACAUUGGGCUUUGUUAACGAAUACUCGAGUAAAAAAUCCACAUGAUGUCUCCGAUGAUGAAUGCUUAUUUCAAUGUGAAAUUUCGAAUAUCAGUGUAUAUACGAUGUUUAUUACUGAUAGAAUGAACACGGUCAUAUGCUUGCGUACAAACUUAUAAAAUAUGUUAAAAUAUUUCUGUUUAGUUCGUUCAAGCUUCCUUUUUAUCCCCUCUUUUCUUGUGUACUCUUUAUCUAGUGAUGAACUGCAGUAAAAAAGUUACAUGCUUUUUGGUUAUAGAUCUCUACUAUUCUUCGAGCAACUGUCACAUUCACGAGAUUUUCGGAGAAUACCGUGAAUCACCUUGGACUUUUUCAGAUUUCUGACAUCAUACUCCCGUAGUUGUUCUUAAAUGACUUAAACCAGUUCAUGAUGUGUCAAACUCCGUUAACUACAUUUAGCCACUUAUGAAGAUAUUCCCAGCAACAGUUUUUGGGUAGAAAUGCAGCACUAGUGAACACAUUGUGGCGAAGUUGUUUUUUGGGUGAUACAAGUGCUAGUUCUCUAACAGUUGCACACAGAAGGCCUUUAUUUGUGUGACAUGGACAACCUCCUCCCGAUCUGUUUCUCCUGCCCUGUGAUAGUUCAUUUAAUUUUUUACAAGAAGAGCCGCAUGUAGAACUUCCAGGAAGUUAAUUUGUAUUUUUGAUUUUAUAUAACUAUGGACCGACCCUAACGGUUUUCCUUUCAAGAGUUCAAGUGAAGGGAGAGUGUUGUAAGUUCUACAUUUGUUACUGAUCUUCUCUAAGUAUAUGAUGAAGAACGAAGUGACACGCAAUACUCAUUUGUUUAGCAAUUAAUUGCAGAAGUUUUUAAUAGAAAAUUAUAUGGCUUUAGAAGUUUGAAAACUCGGUGCUUAAAGUGGAGGGUCCUAACGAUUUCGUAUAUUCGUAUUCAUGAUGGAUGAAGGAGCCUGCCUCAAAGCAUUUAUAAAGGUUGAAGAACUUUUCGAAUUUUACUUUGGGACCUUUCGUAGAAUUGGCUGAAACACCUUUUACAGUUUCAUGGGUGUGAUGGGAUUCAGAGGCUGGUGCUUGAAUUGGACCUCAGAGACUCCAUAGCCAAAAUUUCAGGCUCUGUUUUGAUUUAUUGAGAGCCCAAGGGGAUCAAGUCAGGGGCAUCCUCUCCCAAAUUUCUGAAUCUUCUAUUUGUUGUAAUGUACGAGGAGUUGAGUUUAUUGCUAUUUAUGGCAAGAAGAUGUGAGCUCUAAGAACUUUCUGCUCCUUAUCUAUCUUCUUUAACUUUCCCAUUGCUUUUCUCUCUCUCCAAAUGUUGAACACCCAAAUUGUAGGAAGAAGAAUCGUAUCCAUAAGGAAUGCCGUUUUGGAGGAGGAGAAACGACUAAUGAAAUGAGCAUUGCUUAAUUGAUAGUACAAAACGUAUAGUCUAGUAUCCCUUCUCAAUUAUAUUUUCCAUGAUUUUGCCUAGAAUUUCUUUUUACGAGUUUAUUCACUUUUGAGAAUAAUAAAUCGUGCUUUAAUCAUUUAUGUGGCUACUAGGUUACCAUGCCUAGGGAUGCUCUUCAUUAUGGAGGGGUGGAGCACCGAGAACUACAUAACGCCUAUGGGUACUAUUUUCAUAUGGCCUCAGCUGACGGACUUCUAAAGCGAGGUAAUGGUAAAGAUAGACCAUUUGUUCUGUCACGAGCCAUCUUUGCUGGAACUCAAAGAUAUGGAGCGAUAUGGACUGGAGAUAACUCAGCAGACUGGGAUCACUUCAAAGCAUCAGUUCCAAUGGUUUUAACUCUAGGACUGACAGGGAUAACGUUCUCUGGUAAGUAGGGUUGAUGAUAAGUUGAAAGGAAAAAGAAAAAUGGAGUUUAAGAUGAUAUUUAUGAUAAUGUAGUUAUUAAAUGGCUUCAUUAUGAGGUAACUUUCACUUUGUUUAAUACAGGCGCGGAUAUUGGUGGUUUUUUUGGGAAUCCAGAACCUGAGUUGUUAGUCCGUUGGUACCAGUUGGGCGCUUACUAUCCUUUCUUCAGAGGCCAUGCUCACCAUGACACUAAGAGACGUGAACCUUGGUUGUUUGGGUAAUAUAUUUAUCAGAUCCUUGUUUUCAGUGAUUUCAGUCGUACAAUUUCUACUAUGCUUCAAGGAUCAGUCAAUUAGAAAUUGAAAUUAUGCUAUGAAGUAACUGAGAAAUUGCUGCGAUAAAUUCUUUAUCUGUCAGUCAUUGGAACAAUUACAAUGUUUAUUUUUUGUCUAUUUUUAUUGAAUUCUCCACUGAGAAAAGUACAACAUCCAUUUUGCCAACACUGGCAAAUGUCUCUGUGGAAUAUUAGCAAGUUACGUGAGUUUAGGAAAACAUAACCCAUCCCUUUGAGUCAGAUAUUUGAUUUUUAUAUAUUGGAAACCAUCUCAUUCAGCACUAAUCUUUCAUGUUCUUGCAUUGCAUGUCUCGUUGGAUGCUAGUGGAUGUCGGCGUACAGAUGCCUAUUAAAUCAUAAUCAUUGUUUUUUUUUAUUCCUCAUGAUCAUCUCCACUGUUAGAGUUAUUAUAGUUUUUUGGCUGCCAGUUUAAUCUACCAGCGAUUCUUGUGAACAUUGUCUACUUGUUUAUUGCAUUGUAAGCAAUCAAUCACCUUGACGCGCCUGUAGAUUCCAUCGACUUAUUUCUUCAAAGCACUGCAGCUAUUCCCCUUGAGAAGCACCUAUUACUGACAGUCAUGAUUCCGUGUCAUGUUAGCCAGUCUUUGCAAUUAACCGCUGGAUUUAUCAAUUUUUUAAUCAUUAUUGAGUUUUCCAAUUUCCAGAAACGCUAAAAAUCUAUGAAAAUUCCUCUUAUAUUAUCUCUAUCUACAGUCAUGUUUUUUCUGUGUUUUUUUCCAAGCAACGAAAAAAAAAGACCGAAAAAACUUCGAUUUUUUUUUUUGAUAGUUCGAGCCCUGUUUCAUCGUGUCCCCGAAAUAUUAGAUGAACUUUCUUGAAUGAGCGUAAGCAAUGUAAUUUAUCUCCUAUAUUGCUCAGUAACUGGGCUCGUUUGCAACCCUUGGUAUCACGUCUACUAAAGGAAACCAAUCUGAUAUGUUUGAGUCAAGUCAGCCAGAUAUGGAAAUUAAUGGCCCCCAGCAACUUCUUUACGGUGGCUGGAGGUUUCUUUUUCUAAUGGGUCCUCGUAGAGCUUUUGGCGCCUGUGAGCUUCUGCUCUCUUUGCCAUGGUUUUACCUCUGUUCUCGUGCGCUGUGCAGGGAGCAGAACACCGCUCGCAUAAGGGAGGCGAUUCACACUCGCUAUUCAUUGCUGCCGUACUAUUACACGCUAUUUAGGGAGGCCGCUGUGAGCGGCACCCCCGUGAUGCGCCCGCUGUGGCUGGAGUUCCCGGGUGACCAACAAACCUACAACAUCGGGGACGCCUUCAUGGUCGGAAACAGUCUCCUUGUUAAGGGCAUCUACGAGGAGGUGCAGUCCCUCUCUCUCUCUCUCUCUCUCUCUCUCUCUCUCUCGCUGUACUGUAAAAUAAGGUUAUUUACCGUUGCCUUCUUGAAUCCAGAGGCAAAAGUCUGUGAAGGUGUAUUUGCCUGGCAAGGAGCAGUGGUUUGACGUGAGAAACGGAGGGACCUACGCCGGAGGGAGAUUCCAUACGUUGGAAGCUUCAGAGGAUGGCAUCCCUGCUUUCCAGAAGGCGGGCACCAUCGUCCCCAGGAAAGAAAGGUUCCGACGGAGCUCCACGCAGAUGGAAGACGACCCUUUUACUCUGGUGCUCCCUCUGCUCUCUCUCUCUCUCUCGCUGUCUCUCUCUCUCUGUCUCUGCUUACACUGCUGUAUUUGGGCAGGUGAUAGCCCUGAACAGCAGCCUGGAGGCGGAAGGAGAGCUGUACAUUGACGAUGGCAAGAGCUUCGACUAUGCCCAGGGGGCAUUCAUCCACCGGCGCUUUGUCUUCUCCAACCAAACCCUGCACUCCUCCAGCGUCGCCCCCGCCAACCCGCUGAAGAAGUUCUCUUCGAACUGCGUCAUCGAGAGGGUCGUCCUCUUGGGGCUCCCAGUCAAGCCGAAGAGAGCCGCCAUCUUGCCCGCCGGCGGCGAAGCGGAGGUCGAGCCCGGACCUCUCACACUCCGGCCCAGGGCGAGGCCGGCGGCGCUGGUGGUCCGCAGGCCUAACCUGCGCGUCUCCGACGACUGGUCUCUGAGGAUCUGGUAG
Molecule: messenger RNA, 6420 nt
Organism: Spirodela intermedia
Lineage: Eukaryota; Viridiplantae; Streptophyta; Magnoliopsida; Alismatales; Araceae
Source: the annotation of a GenBank genome assembly